GACACAAACAGGCAGACCAGCUCUUCUGAAAUCAGAGUGGCUGAAAACAUCAAGAGGACUCUAAAAUACACAGAAAAACAACAUUGGGGAACUGCAAAGGCAAGAGCUGGAGGAUUCUACCAAGAUGGAGGAGUGUGAGAGUCUGGACUCUGAGAUGACAGAGCUGCAGGAGUUUCAGUACGAGGCCUCAGAGGCCAUCAGCCAGGACGAUGAAGACGAGGUGGAGGAACUGCAAAACAGUCUGCGAGAGGUUGUGCAGGACCAGUCUGUGAAGCCCAAACUCCAGUGCCUUAUGGUGGAUCCGUCGUUCUCCAUGGUAACUGUUCAAAGUGAGGAUAGUGGCAUUGUUUGGGAGACGGCCUCUAGCCGCUGCUCUACCCCUUGGGCCUCUGAGACCAGCUCCACCUCUGAAUCCUACAGCAUGGAGGGCCCUGGAGCGGCAGGAAAGAUCACCAUCGUCUUUGAUGAGGAGAAAAUAGUCCGCAGGAGGAUAAGGUCUGGAGGAAGGAGUAGCAGACUGGGGGACAGGCUGAGCCGACCUGGUAGUUCAAGAUCGGCUUCAGCUCUGGGAGCGGAGAGACCGGAGAUGGCGGAGGUUUCCCUUCCCAAUGUCAAACAGGAGAAAAUCGAAACAGAACCGGACUUGGAGGAAAUCAAAAACAAAGAUCAGCAGCUGUUUAGUUUGAUUUCAGAGGGUUAUGAGAUUCUCAAUAUCAGAGUCCCCUCCAAACUUCCCACUGUGGAUGAGGAAGAGAGCACAGAGCUGCAGGACAAUUUGUCUUAUUUGGACGAGACUCCAAAGAUCAGGUCUCGGCAACAGUAUCAUGUUAUGCCAGAGGAAGGGGUAAUACUUGUUCACCAAGAGCCCUCAGAGCAAGACUAUUCUCAGCCGUCAGUUGAAACAGAGCUCAGACACACACCCACUCAGAAAGAGAGCACCAGCGACAUAGACUACUUUGAAAAGUUUACCUUGCUCGAUGAGGUGGUCCCUGGGGAACAAGCUCCAGAACUGCAGGAGGCGGCAGAACAGCCUACAGCAAAGCCCCCAGUAGAGGAUCAAAAGCCAGCUAAAGAGACAGCCACAGACAGCCCCUCUGCAUCAGAAGAUUCUUUUGUCUUUGUUACAGAUGUGGAGAUAGCCGGGGAACACCUAGAUGAGGUCUUCUACGGAGAAGCACCUCCUGCUGAUGCACUGCAGCGGAGAGAUGAUGAUGAGGUGGAGGGUAGAGCAGGGAUGAGAAUGAGACGAGAGAGCCAGAGAUCUGGUAAGGAGAGUGGUUCAGUGUUGUUUGGGAGUGAAGAGACCAUCCUCACGCCCAUCUUUAUCUCCUCUGGACCCCCUAAGAUCAUUGACCUCAUCCUGCUGGAGGAGCCCACCGCCAUGUCCUUCAUGUACUCAGACCUUUAUGAGGAUGCUGUAGGCGAAAGGCGAAAGAGUGAUGAGGAAUACUCUGAGGCAGAGAGCGUAGCAUCGGAGACGUCUUAUAAGAGACGUUUGUCAGAUUCAGAGGAAGGGCACGGGUACCUGGAGAAGUUUAUUUUGAAGGAUGAAACUCCCACUGUGGAGGUACAACCAGAGCCAGCGGAGGAUGAGAUGGAGGGGAGGAGGAUGUGGUCACAGAAUAAGUUUGAAAUGACAGGAUGUCUGACAAGAGUGGUCAAAGAAGACGAAGACGAGGACAAGAUAAAGACAGAGGAACCAAAGACACAGGAGGUCAGUUUUGGAGGUAGGAGUGAAAAUUUAAAAUCAGCUACAUUCAAAGAGAAAAGAGAAAUAGUUACAGAACCAGAGAGGGAGAAGGAGGAAAUACACAUCUCCUUGGUGACUGAGGAACAGGCUGUCGGAGAAGCCUCAGAAGAAUCUAUUCAGGAGUCCAAACUGAGAAAGGAUCAGAUGGAUGAUCAGAAAGUGGAACAUGAGGAAAAGAGAGAUCAGACUGACUGUCCUGAGAGCGGCACUGAUAAACCACUUCCCGAAAUGCAACAGGUGGACAGUAAAGUAGAAAAAACAGAGGAGUGUGAGAAGCAUCAGAGAGAAGUGUCGGCAGAAACAACUAGCGUUAUUGAAACUGAGCAGCCAUGUCAGAUACAAGAAGCGAUUGAAAAAACAGCCCAGGUGGUUGCAAAUGCGACAGAAAAGACAGCUGUGAUAGCACCUGUAAGCGAUGAAGUGCCUCACAUCAUCCCUCAAUCUGAAAUACUAACGGAAACCCCUGAGAAGAGUUUGUCUGAGGAGGCACUUACUGACACUAAGAUGAUGGCUGCUGAAGAGAGAGUAGUAGCUGAGGCCAAAGCAGAGGCACCAGCAGAAGCGAAAGAACCUGAGACUAAAAGACAGGAAAUGCUCACCUCUACUGCAAUAGAUACAUCAGCUGAAACAUCGCUAUGUGAGGAUAAAGAAGCAGCAGCAGUUGUUUCUGAAGACGUUGCUCCUGUUGAGGUUAUCACUGACUGUAGUUCAACAGUACACGCAGUAGUGGAGGUAACUGAAAAAGCAGUGGAUGAAAAAAAGAUCCAAACUCAGGUUCAGAUUGAUCUUCAGGAGGUAACAAGUGUUGUGACAACAGAUGUUCAAACAGCAGCUCCUGAAGGAGAAGAAGAACGUGAGGCUCUAACAGAGGAUACUGCAGUUCAGAGCCAACAUAUUACAAAAGCUGAUCAGGAGUCAGAGGUUAAAACAGAGAUUUCAAGUGAAGUAUGCAAACCUGUGACAGACUCGGAUACGAAACAGCAUGACAUUCUUGAGACCAAGCAGCAUCAACAAGAGUCAGUAACUGACUGCGAUUCAGACAAAACAAAGCUGAUAACUGAAGCUGAAGCUAAAACAUCCACAGAGGACACUGAGACUGUUAUUCAGGAGAUGGUGAAUGUAGAUGAUGACUUAAUCCUCCUUAUCCCGAAAGGGCAAGCUGUAGAGAUGGACAUAGGGAUUAGUCAGUGGUCAGAGAAGACUACAAAUUAUACAGUAACACUCUCUGAACCUGACAGCACAUGUGAACGUCUCAUAGCACCUGAAACCACCACCAUAUGUUCAGAGGAGCUUCAGGCACCAACUGAGGAAACAGUGACAGAGCCUCAACUAGAAAUAAAACCAGAAGUUGUUCUAAAGGAAGAAGCACUACCCAGUAAUGAGUUAGCCAGUAAGUACUCUCCUCCUUUACCUGUGGAGGAGGCCAACACAGAGGAGCAGAAGGUGGAGCAGGACUUCGAGGAAGACGUGACCAUCUUUUCCCCUCUGAGGAGCUUGACUCCCCCAGAGGAUUUGUGUUGGCUGCACAGAGACUAUACAACAUCAGAAGCAGCAGACUUAGAAAAAAAGGCAGAGAUGCACAAGAUGAAAGUGACCCUCGUAACAGACAUUGUUAAAGAGGAUUCAAGUCCACAGAUUGAGCUGCACAGAGAUGUUGUAGGGCAAAAGAUGGAGCAAGAUGAAGCAGUUGCGGAGGCUCCAGAGGUGACUGUUGAGGAGCUUGAAUAUGAGGUAAUAUCUAAACAGGAUGCAAAAGAAAUGCCGGAACCUGAAACACAAAGAGGUGAAGAGGAACCAGUGGGUGAAAAAGAGAUCCAAACUCAGGUUCAGAUUUAUCUUCAGGAGGUAACAAGUGUUGUGACAACAGAUGUUCAAACAGCAGCUCCUGAAGGAGAAGAAGAACGUGAGGCUCUAACAGAGGAUACGGCAGUUCAAAGCCAACAUAUUACAGAAGCUGAUCAGGAGUCAGAGGUUAAAAUGGAGAUUUCAAGUGAAGUAUGCAAACCUGUGAUGCCAGAAGAAGUCAAGACAGACUCAGAUAAAAAACAGCAUGACAUUCUUGAGACCAAGCAGCAUCAACAAGAGGAAUCAGUAACUGAGGUGCUUGAAUAUGAGGUAAUAUCUAAACAGGAUGCAAAAGAGAUGCCGGAGCCUGAAACACAAAGAGGUGAAGAGGAACCAAAACCUGAGUCUGGUCAGCAGAGAGAAGAAAGGAUGGAGAUGGAGAUGGAGAAGGAGAACAAAGUAUUUGAUCUGUCCCCAGAAGAAGAGCUCAUUGAGGCUGACUAUGAAAUCUUUGAUGAAGAGGAGGAGAGUCAGGCACGACUGGCUGCUGAGCUGGAGGGGAUGGACUGGUUCUGUCUCACUUGUGGAUGUCUGCUGUCAAAGGACGACUGUGUCUCUGGAGAGCAUCACAGCCAUGAGGUGACUGGUGUGGACAAAGCCUACGAGGAAAUCAAGGAGAAGCUGAGUGACUGGAUCUCAGAGCUUCAGGGGAGGUCAGAGAACACAGAGGACCUGGUGUCUGAGCUUGAACUGGCCUACAACUCUGUAGAGGACCAGUGUGUGGAGAUCGAGGCAGCGAUGCAGGCGCAGAAUGAGGAGAUGAUGGCUCUGGUAAUGGAGCAGUACAACAACAUGUCUGUCAGCAUGGAAGAGGAGAAGAAGGCCAAGCUGGAGCAGCUAUAUGACCAGAUUGUCUCCUUCCAGGAGAGCAUCGACUCUGCCAAGGCCACACUAGAGACCACGGCCAGGGAGGCUGAGACUGAAGCACGGUCACCCGAAGACAUUCAUGCAAGGCUCAAGGCAGCUCUGGACUCUGCCAUGUCACUGGAGCUGGGUCCCAAGGGACUGCUGGUGUUCGAGGACUAUGCCAAGGGCAACACUUCCAGCUCUCACCUCGCACAGCGCAAGGGAAUCCCAGUGCCUCAGAGGCCUACGCUGCAGCCUCAGGAGCCAGGCUCAGCCACCAGCACCAGCGUCACUGUUUAUUGGAAAGUCAACCCUGGAGAUAUCAUAGACUGCUUCCAGGUGUACUGCAUGGAGGAUCCUCAAGGAGCUGUGUCAGAGGAGUACCGUGUGACAGUGAAGGAAAGUUAUUGUGUCCUGGAGGAGCUGGAACCUGACAAGACCUACAAGGUCUGGGUGAUGGCUGUCAACUAUACAGGCUGCUCUCUGCCCAGCGAGAGACUCGCCUUCAGAACUGCUCCAUCAGUGCCAGUGAUUGAUACAGAGCGCUGUACUGUCAUGUGGGAUUCAGCCACGCUGCGGUGGAGCUCAAAAAAACAGACUCUCGAACAGAGUUACACCUUGGAGUACAGCCACCAGUAUGAACUGGAGGGAGAGGGGCUCAGGUCCAUCUCAGGUAUCAAACAUUGUGAACAUAGGGUUCUCCUGCAGCCCAAUGUGAAUUAUCUCUUCUAUAUAAAAGCUGUAAAUGAAGCUGGAGCCAGCGAACAGAGCGAGGCUGCACUCAUUUCCACCAAAGGGACAAGGUUCCACCUGCUGAAAGCCUCAGCUCACCCCGCUUUGGAGCUGUCAGUUGACCAGACCACCCUGCACUACUCUCAGGAUACACACGAAAACACACCAUCUACAGACACGCCGUGUCCAUCCAUCCUGGGUGAGUUGUUGCCGGCACAAGGACAUUACUACUGGGAGACCAUUGUGUCAGGAAGCACAGCUUACAGGCUUGGAGUGGCAUACAGCUCAGCCAAUAGAAACAGCUCACUGGGGGAGAACAGCCAGUCAUGGUGUUUGCAGUGUGUCCCUACACCAUCAGGCUGCAGGUAUCAAUUGCUCCACAAUGACGUUUUGUCCAGUGUGUUUGUGAUUGAGAUGCCUGAGCGAGUGGGAACUCUCCUGGAUUACCAACUCGGUUGUCUGUCUUUCUACAAUGCCCAAAGCGGUCAGUUGUUAGGCACUUUCUCCCAGCGCUUCACCCAGCCGUGCCAGCCUGCUCUGGCCUUGGAGAUGCCGGGCAGCCUGGAGGUCUGCAUGGUGCCGGAGAAGCCGGUGUUUAUCAAGGACAGCUAGCUCAGCUAAAUGCCUCACACACCGAGGAGUUUACAGUUCAUGCUGGACAUAUAUUGAUUUGAAUGAUCUGAAAAUGACUAUUAUUGUGAGAAAUCUGCAGAUCUGACAGGACAUACAAUAUACUGAUAGCCACAAAAAAGGCAGGAGACAUACUGGCUCCCAUUCUUCUAAGAGGCCUCAUUAAUCGGUUUGUGUGUUUUUAGUGCAUCAUUGCAAAACAAGGAUUCUCUGAUUGAAUAGGGAUUCAAUUCAACAUUUAUAUCUUUUGGUAACAGAAAUAAAAUGGUAAAUAUCAAAAACAGAGGCAGUGAAAAUGAAUGAUGGCAGUGUGAAAUACAACUGGACUGAAAUUUAGUGCCUUGAACUUUUUUAACAGGUGAGUGUCGCGAGUAUUUUGUUCAACCAAGGGAGAUGUGAAAUGUAAUUUUUACCAUAACUUAUGCUGAUAUGAUAGUUUUGUACUGUUCUGUAAAUGUUCUGAUUACUGUUACUCAUUUUCAGUUUUCUCCUCUUUAUCCAAACCCUUAGUGACAGCUUCCAUGAGUAAAGGGUCUGACUGCACAUUGAAGUCAAACACACACUGUGUCAUUAUUGAGACAAACAGUAGUUAAAAAUCCUUUAAGGGAAUUUAUAGCGCCAAGAAAUAUACUGUAGAACUUGAACUGUGUUUCAUAUUGUGAAUUUGUGUAAAUAACCUUUGUAAACAGAUGUGAUCAAUUCUAUAUUUUGUUAUGUGCAACUCACAGCAAGUGGAGAUUAAUUGUUUUCCUUUCCCUGUCUUGUAAACUGAUUUUCACAUCUGA
This is a messenger RNA of Micropterus dolomieu (smallmouth bass), 6588 nucleotides long. RefSeq names its product cardiomyopathy associated 5 (gene cmya5). The record is from RefSeq and is a predicted model, not a curated record. Gene Ontology annotation, molecular function: protein binding. The transcript is spliced from 14 exons. The coding region runs from base 125 to 5785 and encodes 1886 amino acids. NCBI's taxonomy places the organism in Eukaryota, Metazoa, Chordata, Actinopteri, Centrarchiformes, Centrarchidae.